GUGGCCUCGGCUCGGACCCCUGGAUUCUCCGAUCUCACCCCACACACACACACACACACACAGCACAGUGAGUGACAGAGGGACAACGCUCGGAGGAAUGGAAAGUGACCCCUGACAACAACAACACAAAGAAAGAAACUAAGAAAGAAGCUGAGAAAGAAAAGGAAACGUAACAAAGAGCAGAGAGGUGCUGUGUGCUGUGUUCGACUAAACCCACCGUCGCUGUGGCAGCUGCAACUGACUGAUCUUUGUGAAGUCAAAAAGAACAUCAGCGUGUCGGUCUGAGACGCUCACAGUGACAGACUACUGCAACGUUCAAGAACCUCGCAUCGCAAACAGCAGGAGACCAAAGUUCACCAAAAACAAAAACCUGUCACUCAAACUAUGCCCCCCAAGAAGAAGGCCUCCCGCCAAAAGAAAGCUGCUGUGGAUGCCAUCUCUGAGGUCGUCAUGGAGACCACCCCUGUCCCGCUGACGGUGGAGAGUCGUGGUGAUGGUGUCGUGGUUGUGGAGAGCGGGGUGAAGAAGAUUGAGCAGAUGGCGGCUUUGGACAUUGCUCAGCUGAACAGCCUCAACCUGCCGCUGCCGCCACCCGUCAUCAAGCCCGGAGAGCGUGGCCUGGGCCUCGGCAGCGAGCUGACCCGACCCCUGCACGGCAACUCCCUGCUGGAGGAGCUCAGCAAGAUGCGGCAGGAGAAGUUUCUGACCGACCUGGAGCUGGCCUGUAAGACCAAAGCCUUUGAUGUCCACAAGCUGGUCAUCUCGUCCGUCAGCCAGUACUUCAGAGAGAUCCUGGCCAAGGAUCCUGACAUGAAGCGUCUGGAGCUCCCCUCCCUCUCCCCCCUGGGGCUUGCCAACGUCAUCACCUUUGCUUAUCUGGGUCGUGUCCACAUGUCCCUCUACACCAUCGGCUGCACAGUCUCAGCUGCAGCCACCCUCCAAAUCCCCCAGCUGCUCAAGAUGUGCAUGGACUUCCUGCUGGCCGAGCUUAACGUCCAGACAUGCGUCUACGUCUGGAACAUCGCCGCCGCCUACGGCCUGGGCCCCGUCUGCGAGUCCGCGCGGCGCUUUGUGCUGGAGAACUUUGUGCAGUUUGCAGAGACGCCACUAUUCACCCAGCUGACCCUGGAGCAGAUCUGUGCCUUCCUGCAAGACGACUUGCUGGUCUUGCCCUCUGAAGUCACUGCCUUUAAGCUGGCCAUGCAGUGGCUGGAUUUCGAAGCCUCUCGCCAGGUUCACGCCGCAGAGCUGCUCUCCCACGUCCGCUUUGAAACCAUACCGGCCAGUGAGCUCGUCAGCCAAAUCCAGCCUGUACCACGCAUGAUGCUGGACCCUCAGUGUCACCGCCUGCUGGUGGAAGCCAUGAAUUACCACCUGCUGCCAUACCAGCAGAACACCCUGCAGUCCCGCCGUACACACAUCCGCGGGGGUCAGCAGACCCUGCUCACUAUUGGUGGCCGACCAUCCCUCACUGAGCGAGCCCUCAGCCGCGAGGUGCUGUGGAGGGACCCUCGAGAAGGCGGUGCAAACUGGCGCCACCUCAGCCAGCUCCCUGCAAAGAGCUUCAACCAGUGUGUGGCUGUGAUGGACGGCUUCCUGUACGUAGCCGGUGGAGAGGACCAGAACGAUGCCCGGAACCAGGCCAAACAUGCUGUUGGCACCCUCAGCAGAUAUGAUCCUCGCUUCAACACCUGGCUGCACCUGGCCAGCAUGCGUCAACGCCGCACCCAUUUCUCUCUGGCAGCCAGCGGCGGUCGCCUCUUUGCCAUCGGUGGGCGGAAUGUGGAGGGUCUGUUGGCCACAACUGAAAGCUAUCUGCCUUCCUCAAACACCUGGCAGAUGCGUGCACCUAUGGAAGUACCGCGCUGUUGCCAUUCCAGUGCAACCCUCCCAUCAGGAGACAUCCUGGUGACUGGUGGAUAUAUCAACUGUGCCUACUCACGUUCAGUGGCAUGCUACAACGUGGAGACAGAUUCCUGGAUGGAGAAGGCCUCUUUGGAGACAGCCCGCGGUUGGCACUGCUCUGCCACACUUGGAGGGAAGGUGUACGUGGUUGGAGGCAGCCAGCUGGGGCCCAGCAGCGAGCGAGUGGAUGUCCUCUUCAUGGAGGUUUUCUCACCAGAGAGUGGGUCCUGGAGGCGGGCCGCGCCACUCCCUCUCGGGGUGAGCACUGCGGGGCUGUCGCCGCUAGCUGAUAAGUUGUACCUACUGGGGGGCUGGAACGAGGCGGAGAAGCGCUACAAGGCAGCGGUCCAGAAGUACGACCCGGCCACAGACAGCUGGUGCAUGGCUGAAGAGCUUCCUGAGCCCACAGUGGGAGUGUCCUGUUGCACGCUGACCCUGCCACCGCGCCAUGCACCACGCAGGCAGCAGCACCGCAACACGCCGACCCACGAAGACAUGCACCAGGCUGGUAAGAACAGGAGCAGAGAGAGGAGCACAACAUCACAGGCCAUCACGGCAUAGAGCCCCAAUGCAACAAGGGCGAGACUAAGUGCAGGGGGCGGUAGCCUCUGGAACACAUCUGGACCAUGUCUGACCUUUUUUUCCUGCAGGUAUUUGAUAAUGUCUAGAAAAAUUAUUUGCAGAACAUUACUAUGCUGCAAGAAAAUUACUAAAAUGAAGUCAACCAAAUAAUCAAAUGUGCAAAGAAGUCAGCUACAGAUGUAAAGAGUUGAAUAUUUGAGAUGGGAUGUUAAUUUUUUUAUCUCCCACCUCCUUUCUGGUAUGAAAUACAGGGGGAUAUAGUGAUCAGCAUGUCCGUCUGUACAUUUUCGCUGGUUAGCGCAGUAUCUCAAGAAUCAGUUAACCAAUUUCAUUCACAAUGGUGAACUUGGGUGAUCCCUUUGUACUACACUUUGUAUUACUGAUUUGUGGGGACCGAGGGGGAAUAUGUCAUCUCCUGAUGAUGGUUUUAAUAAUUGUUACUUUGCAAUUUAUUAGUAAAGAAAUUUAUUAGCAAUUCAAUUUAAAAAUUUAAGCCAGUCUGGUACAAUUGUCAUCAAGCUUUGGAGGAGAAAGAGAACACUGAUGGUCCAGAUGGCCUUAAGAUGAAAA
This is a messenger RNA of Thalassophryne amazonica, 3057 nucleotides long. RefSeq names its product kelch-like family member 43 (gene klhl43). The transcript is spliced from 7 exons. Gene Ontology annotation, molecular function: protein binding. Gene Ontology annotation, cellular component: nucleus; cytoplasm. Bases 385 to 2466 code for a protein of 693 amino acids. NCBI's taxonomy places the organism in Eukaryota, Metazoa, Chordata, Actinopteri, Batrachoidiformes, Batrachoididae. The record is from RefSeq and is a predicted model, not a curated record.